This is a messenger RNA of Sporisorium graminicola, 837 nucleotides long. RefSeq lists its product as uncharacterized. Lineage: Eukaryota; Fungi; Basidiomycota; Ustilaginomycetes; Ustilaginales; Ustilaginaceae. The transcript has a single exon. Gene Ontology annotation, molecular function: sugar-phosphatase activity; beta-phosphoglucomutase activity. The coding region runs from base 1 to 837 and encodes 278 amino acids. The record is from RefSeq and is a predicted model, not a curated record.
AUGGUCAAGACCGUGACAGUCGAAGUCGACACGAUCCUGUUCGACAUGGACGGGACUCUGAUCGACUCGACGCCUGCGGUCAAUGCCACAUGGGCCUCGUUCGCACACCAGUACAACCUGGACCUGGACUUUGUCAUGCAGACCUGCCACGGCUACCGCACCGUCGAGAACCUGAAACGCUUCAUCCCCUCCAUCCCGGACGACCAGAUCGACGCCGAAGUUGAGCGCUUCGAGUCCAACAUCCUCGUGGUCGCGCAAGAGAACGCCGCCAAGGGCGCGGGGGGUUCCAUCGUCGCCAUGCCCGGAGCCAAGGCGCUGCUGUCGCAGAUCAACUCCACGCGCCCCGACACCGCCGUGCAGCGCGGCAACUGGGGGUGGGCCAUCGUCACCUCGGCCACCAAAGCCUACGCCCAACAAGGCUUCGCCUCCGCAGGCGUCAGUGACCCGCCCCGCGUCUUCAUCACCUCGGACCUCUGCACGCGCGGCAAGCCCGACCCACAACCCUACCUCAUGGGCGCCGAAAAGACCGGCCAAGACAUCUCGCGCUGCCUCGUCGUCGAAGAUGCUCCUCCCGGUGUGCGUGCCGGCAAGCGCGCUGGCGCAAAGACGCUCGCACUCAGAACCACCCACGACGGCGAAAAGAUGCAGCAGGAACAAGCAGACUACAUCGUCGAGGACCUCAGGAGUGUCACGCACGUACAGUGGAAGGAGGACGGCUCCGGCUUGGUUCUGACCAUCCAGGCCGAAGAGCCCGAGAAAGGCGAGGCCAAGGGCAUCUCGGAGCUGGCCAAGCAGAUCCAGCUGCAGAAUGACCCCACUGCCAACGGUCACGCAUGA